Drosophila santomea is the source of this 2012-nucleotide messenger RNA. RefSeq names its product putative phosphatidate phosphatase. Gene Ontology annotation, molecular function: phosphatidate phosphatase activity. The coding region runs from base 409 to 1518 and encodes 369 amino acids. NCBI's taxonomy places the organism in Eukaryota, Metazoa, Arthropoda, Insecta, Diptera, Drosophilidae. The record is from RefSeq and is a predicted model, not a curated record. Gene Ontology annotation, biological process: signal transduction; phospholipid metabolic process; phospholipid dephosphorylation. The transcript is spliced from 7 exons.
GACGCGUUCGGUUCAAAUGCUCUGUGUCGCUCGUCCAUUCGACCAAAACAAAGUGCUAGUACGGAGUCCGGUGUAUAUAUAACCCUUAUCCGUUGAUACUGAGCGGAUCGGAUCGAAUCGAAUCGGAAAAGCAUACUUUUGCGCAACAGAAAGAAGGCUAAAACGAUGACGGAGCAGUCAAGGCUUGCCUGAAAAACUUUCGCAACGCUGCUGCUCGGUAAAGAACUGAGGAGAGGCCAUGACGUAAAACCAGAUUCGGAUCCAGAUUCUCGCUUUUAAGCUUAAGUUCACUGCCAAGCACAGCAACUUAAAGAGAAAGCCAAGAAGGUGAGAGCGCGAAAGCUUUUUUGAGCUUGGAGCUUUUGCAACGGCACCCACAAAACGCUAACCGUGAACGUGAAAAUAAUAAUGAGUAACGAAACGUCGGCGAGCGAGACAACACCGCUGCGGCGGCCGGAUAAUCAAACACCAGAUCAUAACGUGGCCCAAAGUAACCAAACAUCGGUUAAUAGCGACCACAGCAGCAACAACAAUAACUACGGUGACUCGGUCCAAGUGCGUCUGCAGGAGCAGGACAGAAAUAGCGACAGCGAGCGACAACAACGAACGGCCACCAUGGAUACCAACAAAAGAAUCCUCUGCCGCGUGGGCUUGGAUGUUUUAAUCUUGCUCUGCGCCGGCUUUCCCAUACUGCUGUUCUUCCUGCUGGGCGAGCCGUACAAGCGGGGCUUCUUCUGCGAUGACGAGUCGCUGAAGCACCCGUUCCACGAUUCCACGGUCCGGAAUUGGAUGCUAUACUUCAUCGGAGCUGUGAUACCAGUCGGCGUGAUACUCAUCGUGGAGGUGAUCAUUUCACAGAACAAGGCCAAGCAGGAUAAUGGCAAUUCCAGCAGUCGGAGGUAUGUCUUCAUGAACUACGAACUGCCCGACUGGAUGAUCGAGUGCUACAAGAAGGUCGGCAUCUAUGCAUUCGGCGCUGUGCUCAGCCAGUUGACCACGGAUAUUGCCAAGUACUCCAUCGGCCGACUGCGUCCCCAUUUCAUAGCGGUGUGCCAGCCCCAGAUGCCCGACGGCACCACCUGCGCCGAUGCCAUCAAUGCGGGGAAAUACAUCCAGGAGUUCACAUGCAAGGGAGUUGGAUCGUCGGCGCGCAUGCUCAAAGAGAUGCGCCUCUCCUUCCCCAGCGGCCACUCCAGCUUCACCUUCUUCGCCAUGGUCUAUCUGGCGCUGUACCUGCAGGCUCGCAUGACCUGGCGGGGCUCCAAGCUGCUGCGUCACCUUCUCCAGUUCCUGUUCAUCAUGGUGGCCUGGUACACCGCCCUGAGCCGCGUGUCGGACUACAAACACCACUGGUCCGAUGUGCUGGCAGGAUCGCUCAUUGGCUCCAUAUGCGCCUUGGUUGUGGCCAAUUAUGUAUCCGACUUGUUUCAAAAGCAAAACACGAAGCCCUACUUGGCGCGUACAGUGCAAGACAUGAAUGCAUUGCCAGCCCAGGGAAUUACGAUUACUUCAAACUAACCCGCAGAAGUGCAAAAUAGCAAUUACAAGUUCCACGAGUUGUAGUCGAACCAUUGCCUCGACAUUCUUAUGGAUUUCAUUAUCGGGACAGUGAAGCCUAGCUUUGCGUAAUCCUAAUUAAUUUAUUCCUGUACUGGCAUUUUAAGAGCUGAGUGUGUAUGAAUGUGUUAGCUGCAAGUGCACUUAAGUGCCUUCUGAAUAUUUAAACUAGAGCAAUUGAGAGAUAUGUAUGUGUAUGAUGCCAGCAUUUGUACUAUACUAAAUAUUUUAAACUAACGCAACAAUUUCCACAAAACAAGUGACCUUCAAAACAGAGCAGCGCAAAAAUAAAUGGAAGCAAUAAGUAUUAUGUAAGCUAAUUUUAGGCUUCGGAAACGUAAAAAUAAUUUAGAUAGUUCUAAGAUUCUUGUAAUAUUUUAAUUUAUAAUGCUUGGCGAGAGUUUGCCUUUUUUCGCUGAAUAUUUGUAUGAAAAUAUAAUAGAAUUUUGAAAUCA